CUUUGGCAUUGUGCUUCUUGAGUUGCUGACUGGAAAGCCACCCCGCAUUGACACAAAAACGCACAUUAGGAAAUGGGCAAUGAAGAUGGUGGAGGCGUAUCAGUUGGAUGACCUCAAGGACAGCAAGAUGCCAGCAGCGAGCGAGGAGGCCAUAGUGGACUUUGCAGACCUGGCUCUGGACUGCAUCAAGUCUCCCGGCACACGGAGGCCCAGCAUGAAGGACGUGGCAUACCGCCUCAGUGCGCUCAUUGAGAAACACUGCCCUGACAAGGAGGAGGAGUGGGAGGACACAGGGAAAGAAGCGAGUGAGGGCAUCGAUGAUUCGUCUUCUUCACGGGAUCCUUCUGCUGUGUCGUUUGGAGGCAGUGGGAUGGAGUCUCAGAUUUCAUAUGGUGGCAAUUCUGGUGUGAGCUCAUUUGUUGGCAUUAGCUCUAUCACUAGUGGUGUCAAGAGCUGGCUGCAGUUGAAGCCUAGCGCGGGACGCUAA
Molecule: messenger RNA, 487 nt
Organism: Closterium sp. Yama58-4
Lineage: Eukaryota; Viridiplantae; Streptophyta; Zygnematophyceae; Desmidiales; Closteriaceae
Source: the annotation of a GenBank genome assembly